Messenger RNA from Miscanthus lutarioriparius, 1038 nucleotides. Lineage: Eukaryota; Viridiplantae; Streptophyta; Magnoliopsida; Poales; Poaceae. The record is from the annotation of a GenBank genome assembly.
AUGGCCAAGCUUCUCAAAAAAAAGUCGCAUGUUUCAGAUGAAGCGGACGCAACAGAGGAGACAAGGGAAAUAGUCGGUGUGUGGAACCACAGCCACAAGCGCGCCCCAAAAGGUCACCGUCGCCGGUGGCCCGCGGGCCAAACCUGGCAACGUGAAAAGCGCAAAAGAAACCCAAACCACCGAAAGCAGCGGGUCGGUCCCGCGCACCCGUGGCGGUCCGGGGAACAUGGGGUGGAGAUGGCGCGGCGACGGGGCCGCGCGGAUAAGGCCGCCAUGCGUUUGCUCCUGGUUUGGAGAAACUGUGCUGAGGAUUACAGGAACCCUGUAUCAAUAUGGCUUCCAAGGCCACCGGGGGGAUACGUAGCUCUUGGGUGUGUUGCUGCCCCUUCAUUCGAGGAGCCCCCUCUUGACUGUGCUUUCUGUGUGGAUGAGAGACUCACGGAGGAUGCCGAGUAUGAGGAGCAAAUCAUAUGGGCGUCAUCUGAUGCUUACCCAUGGGGAUGCUAUAUCUACCAAAUUCAGAGCGCCUCACUGCAGUUCAUGGCACUUCGUGUCCCAAAAGAAAAAUCUGAGCUAAGGCCCAAGAAGAUGUUGGAGUCAUCACUUUUUGCUUCUGUAUACAAGAGCAUCAAUGAGAACUUUGCACUACCCCUUGGCUAUGACCUGGUUUGGAGAAACUGUGCUGAGGAUUACAGGAACCCUGUAUCAAUAUGGCUUCCAAGGCCACCGGGGGGAUACGUAGCUCUUGGGUGUGUUGCUGCCCCUUCAUUCGAGGAGCCCCCUCUUGACUGUGCUUUCUGUGUGGAUGAGAGACUCACGGAGGAUGCCGAGUAUGAGGAGCAAAUCAUAUGGACGUCAUCUGAUGCUUACCCAUGGGGAUGCUAUAUCUACCAAAUUCAGAGCGCCUCACUGCAGUUCAUGGCACUUCGUGUCCCAAAAGAAAAAUCUGAGCUAAGGCCCAAGAAGAUGUUGGAGUCAUCAUUUGUGCAGCGAGCAUCAGAGACUCCAUGUCAAGACCAGCAAACGUGCCGUGCAUGA